Molecule: messenger RNA, 2871 nt
Organism: Aspergillus steynii IBT 23096
Lineage: Eukaryota; Fungi; Ascomycota; Eurotiomycetes; Eurotiales; Aspergillaceae
Exons: 2
Coding region: 358-2568 (736 amino acids)
Source: RefSeq, a predicted model, not a curated record
CCUCAUCCCACUUCCUGCUCUUUCACGUCCGGGUUUUCUCUGAAUCUUGCUGGAUUGGAUUCGGGUUGAGAUUAUUCUUUUUCUUUUUGGUGGGGUAUUCUUUAUCGGAUCCAGAUCGUCGGCAAAUAGAAACAAGCGCUGACUGGCACAGCCGCAGCGCCUAAUCGAUGUUGUUAUGAACAUGCUCUCUCAGACCCGAUUGCAACAGCUAUAGCAACUGAGGGACUUCGAAACGGAGCCAGGCCGUUUCCUCGUGCAACGACAGACUCAACGUCUCCGAGAUAACCUCCCUCAUCGAUCUUAAAAUUAUAUUUAUUUCACUCUCGCCUUUUCUUUAGUCGCUACUUCCACCACAUCAUGGAUGGACCUCCGCCUCCGCCUCCGCCCCACGGCGAAAAGCCGAACACCACUCAAGGCGAAUAUCGGAAGUCGUCAGACCUACCGCCGGGAAACUACGAUAUCUUUAUUAUCCCACCGCAUUCCUCGGGCUCCGGAUUCUUAUACCUCCCUUCCCUACAAUGUCAUCGGAACAGCUUUAUCGCUGGAUCGGUAUGCACACUGUUCGUGGUUCUAUUGUGGGUGACACUGGCACCGCUCGUGAAGACGUGGUACGUCGCCACGAUUGCGAGUGGAAGCGGGUCAGGAAUGGCUGUCCUAGCCAUCGGAGUCGGCAUUGCUGGGUGGGCAUUUGGUGUGUCACAAUCUGACUCCGGCUCUGGUGGCUCUCAACAAGGCGGUGGCCGUCCGGGACCUGGAGGUUUCGGGUCUGGUGGAUUUGGAUCUGGGGGUGCCGGCGCCGGCGCCGGAGCAGGCUCUCAUCAUCAAUCUUCAGGGGCCGGUGGAAAUUACUCGCGAGGUGCAAACUUCAAUAGCCAGUCCGGAGGGCAACAGGGUAACUUCGGCGGGAACUAUGGUGGUCCUCCUCCUGGCAACCAGUAUGCCGGUAACCAGUACGGCGCUGGUGCUCCGCCGCCUCAACCCCAGUCGCCUCCCCCAAAGGCUGAUCCCCCGCCGAGUGAGAGCGGUUCGACUUCGAACAAGAAGGAAAGCAAGCCUCAAAGUGGAGAGGAUUGGGAGAAGGCCCGGGAAGAAACGAGACGAAAGGAAGAACUUCGGCGCAAGAUGGAGGAGUUCAAACGAAAACGUGAAGCUGAAGCCCGCGAGAAGCAGAAGCAGCGGGAGCGAGAGACAAUGGAGCGAGAACUCCGUGAGCGGCGAGAGCAACUCGAAAAGGAGAUGGCUGCCGCUAAGGAAAAAGCUGAGAAGGAAGCCCGCGAGAAGGCCGAGAGGGAAGCGGCGGAGGCUCGCGCAAAGAUCGAAAAAGAAGCCGCAGAGGCGCGGGCAAAGGCUGCGAAAGAAGCCGCAGAGGCCAAGGCAAAAUCGGAAAGAGAAGCCGCCGAAGCCAAAGAGAAGGCCGAGCGCGAAGCUCGGGAGGCGAAAGAGAGGAAGGAAAGAGUCGCCGCGGUCCUCAAGGCAAAGGCUGAGCGCGAAGCUGCCGAGGCGAAGGCCAAAGCAGAGAAGGAAGCCGCCGAAAAGGAGGCCGCUGCCAAAGCUGCUGCCAAAAAGGAAGCUGAUGCCAAGUUUGCGGCUCUCAAAGAGGCCGCCGCGAAGAAAUACGCCGAGAAGAAGGCCAAAGAUGCCCAGGAGGCAGCAGCCAAGGAAGCCGCAUCCGCAAAGGAAGCCGCAUCCAAAGCCUCUAGCCAGAAGUCGGCCACGGCAAGUGCACCUCCACGCACUCCGUCGCCCAAGAAACCGCCCUUUCCCACUGCGCGGACGGCCACAACGGGGGCCGAACAAGACGACGCCUACUCCUUUCGCCCCUACGACCGGCCCCGGCGCCCGUAUGGUGCUGCGUCCAAAUCCUCCGUGUAUUCCGAGUCUUCCUACGCUCCUUCUCAAUCGACCGCUCGAACCUCGCCGCCUCCAUCGAUCCGAGGCGGGUACUCGACCAAAGAUCCCGACAAGAUUGUCAUCCGUGGUGUGUAUGCCUUUAACAAUGCCUUCCCUCGCACUCCAGUGGCGCAGUUAGUGUCUGGCCAGGGAAUGGUGACGGACGGGUUGGUUCUCCGCAUCACCACCGAGGGACUGUUCAUCGACGACGACGUGCGAGGAGUGCCUCAACGAGAGUGGGACGUCAAGGCAUGGACCCUGAAAUUGGCCGAGGUGUGGUGCCCUCAGUACGGCGGACAGAAGAACCAACAGGCCCCCAAGCCCAGCAACCUAUUCUUCCGUCGAGGCACCGGAGAACCCACGUCGGAAGAGUCCGAUGCGUACUUGAACAGUUUGUUGAAGGUUUGCAAGAACACCUGCCGACUUGCCACCCCGGGAAGCUCGAACCGGAAUGGCAAUGUCGUUGACAGCGAGACACAGAGUCUGCACGUCCUGCGGGCCAGCAUCCGCGACCAGGAAGGCCGACGAUAUGUCUUCGUCCUGCAGGAGACUGAAGGAUGGAAGGUCGGCAUCGGCCUGCAGCGGCUGCGCAAAGGCACGCAGGUGCGCGCACUCGGGGUGACCAACAUGGCGGCUAAUGAGAGUCGCACGAUUAUUGGAGGCCUCAGCUAUGCAUGACUAUAUGGUUGUUGGAAAUACUUGAGCGUUGCAUGGACUCAUUAGCGAGGAGUUGAUUUCCAGUUUUUCGAACCUUGCACGGGUGAUUGUUAUGCUAGACAUUCAUUUGCACAGAGAUUCCCCCCUUGUUUUUUGGUUGCUUAUACAACCCACGAUCUUGACGUUUGAUGAUGAUAGUUGUUCUUGAUUUUGAUUUUUGGCAUAUAGUGUACAUAAUUUUUGCACAUACUCCAGUUUUGUACACAGGAUAGUUGAUCACGGCAAUGCCGCGAUAAGGUCAUAAUGAUGCGCUACAUACUCUAU